Selaginella moellendorffii is the source of this 2098-nucleotide messenger RNA. Its product is annotated as probable sodium/metabolite cotransporter BASS3, chloroplastic. The coding region runs from base 228 to 1535 and encodes 435 amino acids. Lineage: Eukaryota; Viridiplantae; Streptophyta; Lycopodiopsida; Selaginellales; Selaginellaceae. The record is from RefSeq and is a predicted model, not a curated record. Gene Ontology annotation, cellular component: membrane. The transcript has 7 exons.
CGUAAAAUAUCCUCUCUUUCGUACGUUUAUGGCAUCCGACCGUACUCGCAAUGGAAUUUCUUUGUUCCCCGCUUUGUGGAUGAAUUGAUAGGGUGAGCUUUUAGCUAUGGCGGUGAGGCGCGAUAGAUAGGCAAAGAGGGCGGGCGCGGCGCUCGGUCGAUUCUCACGGAUUUUAUCCCGGAAUGAAGCUCUGGCGGUGUUGACGCCGCGAUUUUGCCUCGCCGGAGAUGGCAUUCGUGCUGACGACGAGUAGCGCGGUCUCGCAGGGCACAUUCUUGUCUCUCAGGGUUUUGUGCUCGAGAAGCGUCCUUCCCAGAGGUCGAAGGCGAUGGAGGCGCUAUUGCUCUCGCAUCGAGCACAGCGAGGCAGAGGACGGGAUGUUCUCGAAAUUUGGCGAUUUUCAUCCAGCCAGCAGCGCGAACAACAGCGCGAGUAGCAUCGGGAAGCUCCAGGUAUUCUCCAAAGCUCCCAAGGAUCAUAGCUCCCGAAAGGUUUCUAGAGAAGAGAAUCCCCUGGCGUCUUUUGGCUUGAAGGUUAAGAGGGACAGCCAAGGAAGGAAGAUCGACAUAGCCAAGUCGCUCUCCAAAAUGCUGCCAUACAUUGUGGUGGCCACUGCUGCCGCGGCGCUCAUCCACCCAGCUACAUUUGCGUGGGUCAGAAAAGAGCACUAUGCUCCGGCACUUGGAGGAAUCAUGCUGUCUAUAGGCGUCCAGCUUUCCAUAUCCGACUUCGCGAUUGUUUUGCAGAGGCCUUUGCCUCUAUGCAUGGGCUACGUGCUUCAAUACGUGAUGAAGCCAAUACUCGGGUUUUUGGUAGUGAGAGGCUUCGGUGUUCCUCCUUCGUUUGCCGCGGGUCUCAUUCUCACGGCUUGUGUUGCGGGUGCUCAGCUCUCCAGCUACGCGGCUUACUUAAGUGAAGGCGACAUAGCUCUCAGCAUCAUGCUUACGAGCAUCAGCACGAUUACUUCUGUGAUCGUCACGCCUUUUCUUACGCAGUUCUUGAUUGGCUCGGUUGUGCCAGUGGACGUCGUAGCCAUGGCGAAAUCAAUUCUCCAGGUGGUCUUUCUUCCGGUUCUAACAGGACUUACUCUCAACACUUACGCAAAGCCGCUGGUGGACAGAAUACGUCCCGUGAUGCCACUGGUCGCCAUGGUUUGCACGUCGCUGUGCAUUGGAAGCCCUCUGGCUCUCAACCAGUCGAAGAUCAUAUCAAUGGAAGGUCUCCAGCUUUUGUUCCCGGUGCUGGUAUUCCACGCCCUUGGCUUUGGUCUUGGCUACUUCAUCUCGAGACUUCCCUUCUGGAGGCAAAAUCACAAGGUGUCAAGAACACUGUCACUUUGCACUGGAAUGCAAAGCUCGACGCUAGCAAUGCUCCUGGCCACCCAGUUUUUGGGCGACACUCAAGCAGUUCCUCCGGCUUGCUCGGUGGUGAUAAUGGCAGUGAUGGGAUUGACGCUGGCUACUUGGUGGGGAAAAGAAGAAUCAAACAACAAGACGCCAUCGUCGUCUUCCUCCAGCGCUCCAGUCUUCGCGUAGCACAAGAAAUUUUUACAGGCAGCAGUUUGUAAAUAUGAGAUAUUUAUCUCGAAGAACUGGAAGUUCUUCUAAAUUCCCAACCGUCCACGUGGCAGAGUAACGAACCGCCACGUGGAAUAAAACCGCCGUCAGCAGGCAUUUAUAGAUCACCAAGCAAAGAGGGUUUUGUGCCAUUCUUUCCGUGGGCUUUUUCGGUUUUCGAGGCGCGCUUGCUAGAAUGUCUGGAUCGGGCGAGAAGGGCUACUCCUACAAGGGCUCUGGGACGAACUCCCAGGGAAAUCACUACUGCUCUCGCGAUUAUGGCGCCUCGGCCCCAAAUCCCAACGCUUACCACUAUUCCAACCAGAAUGGAUCCUACUACUACUCCAAUCCCAAUGGAUCGACGUACUACAACAGCGGCAAAGGCAGCGCGACCUACACUCCGCCCGCGAGCAAGAAGUGAUCGCAUCGCAGUGAAGAAAUUUCCUUUCAUGUGUGUCUGUGUGUUUCUUUGAUUCGCGAGCGCCAUCGCGGCUUCUUGUGUUGCUUUCUCUCUUGGAAUGCCAGUAAAAGCUUAAUCGUGA